AUGCGCAGCAAAGUACCAGUAGGCAAGUCCUCACCUCGUCCUCACGUGCAGGUUAAUAACUACGGGCGAAUUAACUCGCCCGGCGAUGACAUCCGUGUAGCCAUGGCGAAGAACGCGAGCAAGGCGGCAAGUCCUACCGCCGCCUCCGGUGCGAGCUAUGACGGGGACGACGGAGACGAAGCGAACGGCGACGACGCCAAGGAGGAUUGGCCGGAGAACGGCCACGACGACAGCGCUUCAGGCGACAAUGUAGGUCCUGCUGACAUCGAGGAGGACGACUGGUGGAAUCGGCCGGUCGGGAGCGACGACGAGGUGGAAGAGUGGCAUGUUGGUGAUUCCGACAACGACGGAGGUAAAGAUGCGCAUGGUGACAACGCCCUUGGGACCGACGACAACGUCCCGCUACUGAAGCGGAGGCUGCGCCAUCGCCUACAGUGCAAGUCAAAGCGGGCCCGCGUGGUGCUCUCUGACGACGACGGUGCGGGGGAGGAGCGUCGCCCGAUACUCACCGCUGCGGAGAAGGGGAAAGCCAAGGUCGCGGAAGCCCCUACUAAGGCCCCUGCUAAAGCCCCUGCUCGUCGCCGCACAAGCAACAAGAAGCUGACAUCCGACGGAGACCCGGGAUCCAGCAAGGGUGCGGCUAAGAAGAAGGCGAAGAAGGCGCUAAAUCCUGAAGACAUCGUCGUGAACGAGCCGCUGGGAAGCGACGAUGAGUACGCGGCGGCGGCGGGCCCGAUUCCCACGUUCCCUAGGAAGGACAACGGGUGGAUGGACGAGAGCGUUGUGCAGACCUGGCUGUCCAAGGAGGUGCUACCCCAUCUGAACCCCCAGCGCGGCCAGAACGCAAGGCGGGCGAUGCUGGUGUUGGACUCCUACCGCGGUCACAUCACCCAGACCAUGCUUCAGUCGUACCGCACGCACAGCAUCACCCCUGCAGUCAUCCCAGCGGGUUGUACGAGCCAGAUUCAACCCCUGGACGUCUCCAUCAACCGGUGCUUCAAGGCUGCUGUGCGAGCGCGCUACGCCAGGUGGUUCAUGCGUGAAGGGAUUCACCUGAAGACGAAGAAGGGGAACCUGCGGAGGCCUCCACACCCCGUGGUGCUGCAGUGGAUCGCGGAGGCUUGGGAUCAAGUCCCCAAGCAGAUCAUCAUCGACGCGUUCCGCCACUGUGGGAUCUCGAGCAAGCUAGACGGAACAGAGAACCACCUGGUGAUGUCUCACCUGCGCGCCAGGAGCACCACCGAUGUCUCCGCGGACAUGUCUUUCGGGGGGACCACAGGCGACAACACGCGCCUGCUCGAUUGGGCUCCAGAGGAGGAGGAGGAGGCGAUGCAGGCGGAGGGCGUGCGGGAGGUGGCCGUGGCAACCGGCCUGGAGGUGCUGUACCAGGAGACCCCCAACUACCGCGGAGCGGCGGCCGAGGCUGACCGCAUGAUCGAGCCUAGGGAGACGGCUAGGCAUGCCUGGCGAGUGCCAGACCUGGGUGUAGAGCCUGAUGUUAGUGCAGGUGAGGAGGCGGUGACUGAGGGGGUUAGGAAGAAGUAG
Messenger RNA from Closterium sp. NIES-65, 1545 nucleotides. The record is from the annotation of a GenBank genome assembly. Lineage: Eukaryota; Viridiplantae; Streptophyta; Zygnematophyceae; Desmidiales; Closteriaceae.